UCUCUAAAAAGAAUCCUAAAAAUUAUUCUAACGUGUUAGUCUAAUAUUUAUUUCAAUUUUAUCUUUGACUGCAUAUUAAGCUAUUAGUUAACUAUUAGUUAACAUUAAUUAUGUUUCUCGAAAUAAAUGUCUUCUCUUUUUUUCUGUUUUUUGGAAUCCUGUUAUCGAAAUAGUUAAAUCAUAUAAUUUGAUAUCAGUAUUUAAUAAAAAUUCACGAAGUUAUAAAUUUUUUUGAACUAAUACUUUAUUCUAUUCGACAUCGAUUGCUCGAACAUGAUUGAUGACGGCUGCCAAAGAAUUCUCUUCACGUCUUUUCACGUCAAGUUCUCAAUGCUUACACUUGUACGCAUCGUUGUUAGAUCAGUCUUCACGCUUCUGUUGCACCGAUAGGUGUAAUACUUCAAUGUCCAAACUACGUUCAAAGUACACUCGAAAUUAAUCAGAAUCGCAGAUAAGACAUAUGUGUCUCGAUUAGUGUAUCAAUAUACGAAAAGAACUCGAGUAAUAUUGAUCAACUUGAAUUUUAAAGAGAAAGACUUAAGAUCUGUGCGAUUUUAUACAAGAAUAAUAUGUGUAGAGAUAACAUUUUUAGCUGUAUUGCAUAAAUGUUUUUCUGUGUGUGAAAUAAGAUUUUUUUCUUUUUUUUUAUCAUCUUCAGCAAAACCGUCUCAAAUAAAUAAAUUGAGGAGAAACACUAAUUCUAACGAUAAGAUAAUCGUGAAAUUUAUUAAGGGAUUAUUUAAAAAUCAAUCAUUCUCAAAUCAUUUCGAUGUCAGAUGUAUCACUAAACGAUAUUAUAUAUAUUAUACAUAUAAUUAUUGCACAUAUAUAUUUGUUACCUUUAUUAUAUGUUAAAGCUUCGCUUUAAUUAACACGACAAGAACUGCGGGAUUAUUGCAACAACGUCGACAGGGCCUCAAUCAACUUUUUGAAAAACUACGGACGACAUAGUGCUCUAUUAAACUCGAUGCAUAAUGUUAGCGUUUACGCGUUUCGUCGCAUUGAUAUGCACUCUAGAAUUUUUGCUAAGUGGGGUGAAUAACGCGGAGCUUGCAAAUAAGGAAUGGUGGGAAAAUACUUUGGUUUAUCAGAUCUGGCCCAGAGGAUUUCAGGAUAGCGACGGCGAUGGCGAGGGAGAUCUAAAAGGUAUUAUUAAUCGGCUUGAUUAUAUCAAGAACCUCGGUAUCGAGACAAUUUGCUUAAAUCCUAUUUAUUCUUCACCAUUGAUCGAUGCGGGAUACGAUGUCUCCAACUUUAUGGAGGUACAUCCUCUCUUCGGGAAUUUGGAUGAUUUCGAUAAUUUGGUACAAGAAAUACAUAAUCGAGGAUUAAGAAUCAUUUUGGACAUUGUUCCGAAUCAUUCUAGCGAUGAGCAUGAAUGGUUUCAAUUAUCGACACAAAAUGUCAAACCAUAUACUAAUUAUUAUAUUUGGGCUAACGGUAGCAUUGAUGAUGACGGCAAGAAAAUUCCACCAAAUAACUGGGUGAGCACGUAUAGCGAUGAAGAAGGAUCUGCAUGGACAUGGCACGAAAGGAAACAGCAAUGGUACUAUCAUAAAUAUCAUACUUCUCAGCCAGAUCUUAAUUUGAGAAACGAGGAAGUGAUCAAGGAAAUAAUGGACAUUCUAGACUUUUGGCUGGAUAGGGAUGUGGACGGCUUUCGAAUUAAUGCAGUGCCGUAUUUUGUCGAGGACGAAGCUUUGCGAAACGAACCUGUUGGUGGCUUUUAUACUUUUGGCCUUUCCGAAAGUACUGCUCUUCUUUACUUAUUUCGUAGACACGUCGAUGAAUGGGUAUCGAGGAAUAAUGUCACAUCAAAGUUGUUAAUCGCUGAAUCGUAUGAUGCUGACGAUAAUUUAAUUGAUUAUUACGGCAAUGGCACGCAUAAUGGAAUUCCACCAAUCAAUUUUAAAUUUAUCACACAUAUCCAUAAUAGUAGUAGCGCUGAUUAUAUCAAAUAUAUUUUGGAGGAAUGGAUCAAGCUUCUGCCAGAAAACGCCGGCACUAACUGGGUGCUUUCAAAUCAUGACAAUUCAAGAGCAGCUUCGAGAAUCGGGCUCAAUCGAGUCGACGGUCUUCAUAUGCUUAGUCUUCUGUUGCCUGGACAAGCACACACGUAUUACGGCGACGAAUUAGGCAUGUUAGACACAAAAGUAUUAUGGAACAGAACACUCGAUCCCAUGGGUUGUGCCAAAGGCAUAGAAAAGUACGAAUACUUCUCGAGAGAUCCAGCGAGGACCCCCAUGCAAUGGAAUUCCGAGAUUUCGGCUGGUUUUUCAACAAAUGAGACUACAUAUCUCCCUAUUCAUUCUAAUUACAUUAACAGAAACGUGCAGGCUCAAUUAAACAGAAAGAGAAGCAAUUUGAAGACAUACAAGGAGCUGGCCGCUUUAAGGAAGGGACCAGUUUUUGUGAAUGGAGAUUAUGAAUUUAAGAGUUUAAAUAAUAAUCGUGUGUUGGUGUUAAAGAGGUUCUUAAAAAAUCAUCCGUUAGCAUACAUUAUCGUAAUCAAUCUGGGUCUACGCCAAGAGCAAGUUAAUCUAUCUUUGAUAUACCCUUAUUUGAAGGAUACCUUGGAAAUCGUUGUGGCUUCUAGCAAUGCACUUUACGUCAAGGGUGUCGUUCAACAGAAUAAUUUUAUAUUAACAGCAAAUGCCGCACUUGUAUUGAGAAGUCAAGAAGAGACAGGACACACCCCAAUUGACCCAACAGUCACAAGUGCGUGUUCUUCAAUUAUCUGCCAUCAUAAAUUUAUCAUAAGCAUUUUUUUAUUAUUGUCGGUAGAAUCAAUAAUUUAUUACAAAUACUAUAAUACUAUUUCAGCGGAAACAGAUGGUGAAGUUACCAACAAUUCUACUAAGGCUACAACUCUUUCCACAAGUGAGACAACGAGUUCUCCUGGCAACAAAACCUCUUCUGAAACCACGGAGAAGACCACAGAAUCAACGAAAACGAGUACGACGAAGGAUCCUAAUAGUGCAGCAAAUCUUACACCUGCAGUCCAAUUAGUAAUAAGUCUUAUUAUAGCUGUGAUAGCAUCGUACAGAAUUUAGAAAUAACAUAGAGAACAUAAGGAUUUGUAUAAUAAAAAGAAAUAAAAUGGC
This is a messenger RNA of Ooceraea biroi (clonal raider ant), 3104 nucleotides long. Its product is annotated as alpha-glucosidase. The record is from RefSeq and is a predicted model, not a curated record. Gene Ontology annotation, biological process: carbohydrate metabolic process. Lineage: Eukaryota; Metazoa; Arthropoda; Insecta; Hymenoptera; Formicidae.